UAUAUGUGCCAUGCAGACCGAAACCUGUAAUAGGCCUACCAAAUUAACUUGCAAACGUAAGCGGGUGAAAUCUAGACGGGUUCACCAACAGAAUGCAUCGUCUCACUGCAGACAUCGGUGACAGUGUCAGCCUGUGUGAAGUUUAGUGCUGAGUGACUGCCUGCUGAGUUCAGUCCCACGGGUUUAGGCGGUGCCGUACAUCCCGUGUGGCUCCGCUGUCUGAGAAUCAACUGGAAGCUGCUCAUUCAUCCGUGUUAGCGCCGCCCUUAGCACUAACGCUACCUGAACUGUGUGAGCAGCACUGAUGUUAGCUGGCUGGUCAUCCAGCCGGCAGGCCGUUGCUUUGGGGGUUCAACAAAAACGGCACGUUUGAACCUUUAAGACCGGCUCCCCAAAAUGUGAAACUUUAACUGCAUUGCGUGAACUAGCGGGGAAUCAGACAAUCAUCAGUGGUGCAGCGGACACGGUUGAUCUGCAGUAAUGAUCAUGUGGUGUGCCUGGCCAUUCCUACCUGCUCUGGUGCUUCUCUCAGAGCUCUCUGUGGUGAGGGUCCAGACGGCACCAUGCCAGACCUGUCGAAAACUCACUGAGAGUUUCAUUAAGGGCUUAGAGAACACAGCCAACAAGAACUUUGGGGGCGGUAACACAGCCUGGGAAGAAGAGAAGCUGGCUAAAUAUGCUCGCAGUGAGACUCGGCUCCUAGAGAUAGUGGAGGCUGCCUGUGAGAAAACAGAUUUUGAAUGUAAUCGGCUGCUGGAGCAGAUAGAAGACCAAGUUGAGACAUGGUGGUUCCACAGGCAGCAGGAGGCACCAGACCUCUUUGAGUGGCUGUGCAUAGAGGAGCUGAGACUGUGCUGUCCUCCUGGACACUUUGGGCCUGACUGCAAAGAGUGCCCAUCAGGCCCUGGUGGUGUGUGUGGAGGUCUGGGUCGCUGUGAGGGGGAGGGGACCCGGCUGGGAGAUGGGGAGUGCGUCUGUGAUCCUGGAUACUCUGGCCAUCUGUGCCAGAGCUGUGCUGAUGGCUACUACAGAGAGAAAAGCUCAAAUGACAGCACAGGAGCCUGUGCAGCUUGCUACCAUUCAUGUAAGAAAUGCUCAGGACCACAGGACUACAAAUGCCUUGACUGCAAGCCUGGCUGGAUCCUUCAUGACAACAAGUGUGUGGACAUUGACGAGUGUGGUACAGAGCUGGCCCGUUGUCCUUCUAACACAUACUGUCACAACACAGAUGGAUCAUAUGAAUGCAGAGGCUGUGACCAAGCAUGUGUGGGCUGUAUGGGUAGUGGUCCUGCCCGCUGUAAGAAAUGUGCACGUGGAUACAGAUUGAAAGGGGCCAAGUGUCUUGAUAUAGAUGAAUGCAGUGAACGUGCAAUAGCAUGCCCAGGGCUCAAUGAGGCGUGUAUCAACGAGGAGGGCUCCUUUCACUGUGAAUGUGCCGAUGGAUUCAUCAGAAGAGACAGCAUUUGUGUUGAGAAUAAGCCUCCUGCUGACCCAGAGAAGGGACUGUUUGAUGACAUGACAGAUGAUGAGGUCCUUGUGCUGCAGCAGAUGUUCUUUGGCGUUGUAAUCUGUGCCCUAGCUACACUUGCUGCUAAGGGUGACAUGGUUUUUACUGCCAUUUUCAUUGGAGGCGUGGCUGCUAUGGCUGGAUACUGGCUGACAGAGAAGGGAGACUACAUGCUGGAUGGAUUCCUGAAAGGACGUUAGGCUGUCUGGUGCCACGAUUUAAUGAAAGGACCUUGGAAUUCCAGACAGUAAAGGUAAAUAGCAGGAAACUCUUCCUACAGUGCUAGUGUUUCAGGGAUCUAAUUUGAUUUGGGGAGUUACUUGAAAGGUCUCAGGUUCAUUUAUGUUUAUGAAUAGGAUAAUGCAGGAAAAAGUGAGAACUUGAAGGCUAUGAAGCCGUAAACCUAGAAGAGGACAUAACACUGCACUGCUAGAAGGGAACAGAACUUAAUCCCCUACCUCACCAUUGUUGGGAACAAAGGUGAAGACCGCUACUGAUUGUUAUGCAUUUGGAAGUUUCAUCUGGCUUCAAUGUUGCUCAAGAAAUGAAUUUUUCUUCCACUCAAUCAAAACCUCCAGUCAUCAUGUUUGAUGCUUCACCACGUCAGCACUGUGAAGCAGAGGUUUUCUCCUUGAUCUGAAUGGUACACUGGUUUUGACUGUGUCGGGCUACUGCAAUACUUAAGCUUCUUGCUAUGGACAUGAGAUUAGAUGAGGAAAUUUUUAUAAAUAUUCUAUAUCAACCAAAAAAGAAAGCUCAUCAAAACUCUAGGAUAUUUCCAUCAUUAUACCACUGGUUGUUCAUGUUCACAGAAUGGCUUUUACCUCCUCACUUCUGGAAUGAUUUUUGUAGUAAUAAUGCAUGAAAAUAGGUCUUCAAAUGAAAGGUACUACUCCAUAUUUAUUUAUUUAUCUUACUUUGGCAUGGAAGACUUUUAACAGCUGUUGGUUUGCAGACAUUAUAGCUAUUGACCACUAAAUGAGCAUUUGAGGGAAUGUGCUUAGGUAAACACCAGCUCUAAUUUGGAUGAUGCAAGCUGUUUUUCUGUUGCCUUGAAUUUGUUUUAAAAUAUUUAUUUGGAAGAUGUUUAUAUUUUGCUUUCAACAUUUUUGUGUGUACUUAGUUUUUUUAAUGUGUUCAGUUGCUAUUCUAGCAAAUACAGUAGCAACAUGUUAGAAAGUCACUGAAGAAUCACUUCCUCGGCGUGGAAACCUGUGCACAGACUCACUGGUCAUUACAUAUGUUUGCUUUACAACAAAAACUCUGACUCUUUGUGUUUUUAAUUUUUAGUUUAAUGAUGCCAAGCUUCCUUUGCUCUUUACAUAAGCAGAAUAAGAAAAAAAACAUUCUAGCUUGGGGAAAGUUAUUUUCUACAAUUGCAUGAUGCAUGAUAAAAUGUGGGAUAUGCAGGAGAUCAGUGAGUGGGAGAAACCUUUCAAGGGGAACCGUUUUACACAUCAAAGUCUGUUUACAGGUUUUGUGGAGUACUGCUGCAUAUGUUUAAAAAAGUUGUAUGAAGACCUUUAUGGCUUCACAGAGAACUGCAUGAAAUCCAAUUUUUAACAUUUAUUUUGGGGCUGAAGACUGCCAGGUUGAAAAUUAAUUAAACAAACAAAAACUGGACUUGUGAGCUUACCAGACCUGUAGCCUGCUCUUCACCUGUUUGGGGCUUGAGGCUACAUUAACUGCUCCUGGUAUACCACACCCGGAUCUCCAACAGAACCGCUGAUGGUCAUGUAUGUGGCACCAGUUUAGAACCAUAGACUCAGUAUGGUUCUAACAAGGAAGAAGAGUGUGUGGGAGAAAAAAAAAAAAAAAAAAAAAAA
Molecule: messenger RNA, 3333 nt
Organism: Monopterus albus (swamp eel)
Lineage: Eukaryota; Metazoa; Chordata; Actinopteri; Synbranchiformes; Synbranchidae
Gene: creld1b
Product: cysteine-rich with EGF-like domains 1b
Exons: 11
Coding region: 481-1707 (408 amino acids)
Molecular function (GO): calcium ion binding
Source: RefSeq, a predicted model, not a curated record